Molecule: messenger RNA, 3389 nt
Organism: Drosophila albomicans
Lineage: Eukaryota; Metazoa; Arthropoda; Insecta; Diptera; Drosophilidae
Product: meckelin
Exons: 7
Biological process (GO): cilium assembly
Cellular component (GO): ciliary transition zone; MKS complex
Source: RefSeq, a predicted model, not a curated record
CUUUUGGCAAACAAUAAGGGAUAAAUGCGCCUCCCACCAAUGCCAGCAACUUGUUUACUUGCCUACCUGUACCUGCAAUUGCAGCUAGCAACGCUCCUUUCUAGCCAGGACUCAGUUCUGAUUCGAAAUCCAAUGGGUUAACAUUGAAAAAAGGACACUUUGAGCAUACACUUGGAAUAUAUUUUGGAUUUAUAAUGUGCUUCCUAAUGACAAAUUGGCUACUGCCUUUGGUGUGGACAAUAAUUUUUAUUCAAUUUGGAAACUGUAGUGUCCAGGAUUCGAAACAAUCGCCCACGCCUCAUACAUUUCGCUUUGUAAACCCUCAACAGUGCCUGAAAAACGAGUUCUAUAACUUGAACUACUUUGAUUGCGCAUCAUGCAACGAGGCCGGCAACGAGGCUGGUGGCAUCAACGAGUUGCAGCCCACGGCGGACAGAUUCUCCUGUCAGUGUCCCGUUGGACACGUAUCGACUUUCGAGAAGACCAAACGUUGGCCCAACUGUGAAGAGAUCUGCUCCAAUGCCACACAUCAAGCCGAGAACUGCACAACACCUUGGCCAGCUCAAUUGCCCAACUGGGAAUGUCAUUAUCAAUAUCUGAAUGCCACAACAGCUACGCAACAAGGCGUUGGAAUUGUGCUGACUCGAACGAAUCCUGGCAGCAACAGAAGCGAUUGCCAUGUUUGUGAUGGAACUUAUAACUUUCGUUAUCAGGACUAUUGCAUAGCCAACACACUGAUGCGUGCCUAUUUGCAUUACAAUGCUUUCUGGCAAGCCACAAGCAGUCCCAAGCCCAACUCCAACUCAAGGCUACACUUUGGUGACCUCAAGUUUGUGGCAUUCUUUUGUCUGGCAAUGAGAAACGAGACUGCCUGCCAGCAGUUGGCCAAUCUUUGCGUGCUUUCGCAUUAUUCCAUGGACAAGCAUUCGCCUUGUAGCGCUUUUCUGCUCACCCAGAUGUCCGAUGUGGUCAUGAAGUAUGCUCAUCCUGGCGAUCAAUCGCGUUCGCUGGAACCUUUUCUGUUCUACAAGAAGGGCAGAUCGACGCGUGAAUUGCUGACCACAACUUUACAGCCAUCGAGUCAAAUGGAACUGCAAAUCUUUAACACAAAUUACGAUCUAAGUGGACAUCUAAAGCGCUGGGGAAGCUUUGACAUGCAACAGCUGAAUUUGUGUCCUGGUCAAGUGGCGCAUAAAUUGCAUUUGGCGCAGCGUCAGCAAGAGAUCAACUGUCAGUUGAGUCUGGAGCAACUCAUCGAUGCAGCCAGCAAAGAGGCAAAUGAUAAUUACUUCAGUCUCUAUUUGAACUUUAGCAGCAACUGGCAACAUCUGCUACAUCAGCUGCCUGUGCUUAUCGAGACGCUGACGCCGGAGAACAAGCGCCCACAAUCAGAGGAAUGGCAGCUGGUGAAACGCUUCCAGCUCAUCUCCGCACAUCCCAAAGACAAUCGCCAGCAUCAGACUUUGCCACGCUACGAGGAUGCGCACAAGUUGCAGCUGUAUCGCUCACUGCGCUACGUGGAGCACGUGCAACUGGAGUACAGCAUACAACCAGGUCAUCACAUUGGUUUGCCGCUAUUGCGUCUGCGUUAUCGCCACAUCCAACUCACAGGGAAUGCAACUCUCACUCAAUUGUAUCCUUUUCGAUUGGUUGUCAAGUUCGAGAGACUGCAUCCGGGUGUCGCAGCUCAAUUGCUCCUUGAGCUCGCCUUGCCGCUGCUGCUGCUCUUGGCUUCGAUUGCGGCGCUGCUGCGUUUGCAGAAUCUGCGACGUCGCCGUGGAGCGGAACUUUGCCAGACCAGCAAUCUGUUGGAGUUGCUGCUGCAGCUUUCCGCCAAUGUGGCAUUGGCAUUGCUGGUGACCGCCUUGUUGCUGCUGGCGCUGCAGGCUUUCAAUCCCCGCCAGCUGGCGGCGCUCAUCUAUCCCGGUUGUCUGCUGCAGUUGUUGUACUUGGGUGUGCAUCUGAGGCGCGCCAGUCAAUUGGAUUUGUUUCUCAUCGAUUGGGAGCGACCGCGCAGCAGUUGUGAGGCACAGCGUCUCAAUCUGGACAGCUCUUCGCUGUGCUCCAGCGUGCGCACUUAUGUGGCUGAGAGCAGCGUCUCUGCGUGGCGUGUGCUCUUCACCGCCAAUGCCUGGAUACGUCUGAGUGCCGCACAACGUUACUCCAGCUUGCUGCAGGCUUUUGUUGUAUACGCUGCUCAUCAGCUGCUUCAGCACUUCUCAAAGUCUCCUCUGGAUGCUGGUGUUAGUUGCUGCCUGAUUGCCUGCGUUUAUGUGGCCACCUAUUUGCUUCAGCUGCUACUGAGAAGCAUCUUCCAAGCGAAUCUGCUGCAAAAGUUCAUUGAUCUUUGUAGCUUGGCCAAUAUUUCGUUAUUCUCGCUGUUGGAGCCAGGUUAUGGUUACUAUAUCCACGGACGUUCACCUCAUGGCUUUGCGGACACAGACAUGUCUUCGAUGAUACUCCAGCUGCAACGUGAGGCGCAAAAUAUGUGCGGUCGACGUGGAUUGUUAAUGGACUCCGAUAAGCAGGCUUACAUAAUACUUCCUCCUAGGAAUCUGCGCAACUACCUGGAGCGCCUAUUGUUGCCAUUGCAACGCAGCAGAAAUGGCAGCAUGUCGCAAACAUUGCUCUACCAGAAGGAUUUGCAGGUGCCCAGCAUCGAUGGUCAGGUGGAACGCACCUCCAUUGCUUAUGCCAGCGUAAAUCGUUUCUUCUGCGCCUUCAUUGAUCAUGCCAUCAAGGAUAUGGAUUACAUUAUAAAAGAGAAAACUAUAGUGGAGAAGCUCUUCAAUUGUGAAAUUGAAAACUAUCUAACAGACAACAAGGGCACCUUCUACAUCGAUGACUCGCUGAGCUUUAGUCGUGUGCUGUUGCUGGGCAAUCAUGUGCACAUCUUUGUGCUGGAAAUACUUGUGCUGCUCUCUGCUUAUUUGCUGACUUCCAGUUUGCUCAUUGCUGUUGCCUUGGCCUGCGGUUUGAAUAUGUUAUUACGCCACAUCUUUAGGCUUUGGGUGCGUCGCAAUGUGUCGCGCAAGACAUUGAUUGAUGAGCGGUUUCUACUCUAGCCCCGCAGCCAGUCGGAUGAACAAUAUAUGCGAGAGGAUGGGUUCUUUGACAUCUGAAUUAUGCUGUAUGCUGUAUGCUGAACAAUUCAUUUGAAUAUAAAAUAUUACGUUUUUUCAUUUUUAAUUUAGAAAACAAAGUUCACUUGAUAGUAAGUAGUACAUUUAUUAGUUAUCUUUUAAGUGUUUAUCAUAAAACUUAUGGCCUAAAAACAGAUAAAAUAAUUUCUAUGGUUUUUUUUCAUUUUGUUUUUGUUUCGCAUUCAACAUAUAAACACACUUAGUUAUAAGCAUGGAUUUGUAUUUUUUUUAUCAUUUUCAUUUGCU